AAUCACGUUUGCCGACACCUAGCUGAUUGUGCUGUGUUUACAGUAGGGUCGAGGAGUGGGCCUCCAAAACUUCGUUCAAAAUACUCAUUUCAUCCUGAUCAUGGAUAACCUCAAACAGCAGGUUAUGAUCAACCAGUUUGUUCUAGCUGCUGGAUGUCAUGCAGAACAAGCGAAGCAGUUGCUUCAAGCAGCAAAAUGGCAGUUUGAGACGGCUUUGAGUAUGUUUUUCUCGGAGUCUUCGGUUCCGACAUUAUGUCGAACAUGUAACGGGCACCAUGCUAAUGGAAAUUACCCGUUCUGUGCACCAACCAACACUCCAGCCACUCCCCCAAACUUCCCAGAUGCAUUGGCAGCUUUCUCAAAAUUAUCUACAGGAGAAACCAGCAGAGUGUUUGGCUCUCCUGUAUCAGCAUACUCACCACAUGCAGCAUAUGCAGCUUCUCCACAGUGUCAACAAAUGGCCCAGUCUCCAAAAGGCAUGGAAGUGGAGACACAGCGAUAAAGACACUACCUGAGAUGUGAAUAAACUGUGAUGUGUUCAGCCAUGAGAGUUGAAUUACAGGGAGUAAUUUCUUUUUUCUUCCUUUAUUUUUUUUUUUGAUUGUCACUCGACUCCCUUGUGAUCUUCUCUCUUGCUGGCAGAUAUGGUGUAUGGAGGAAAUCUGGAGGAUUUUUCCGAAGAAGAAGGAAUUGUGCUUUGUGUUGGUAAUGGGUUUGAGGAACAAGAAUAGGGAGGGGGGGUUUCCUUUUUCAAAAAAAUGUGCACAUCUAAAUUUCAUCAACAGCUGUGAGCGUCAGUGUCAAGAUUGCUCGAUGGACUGUUCAGAGGAAUACAUUUCUUCGCAGCUACUGCCACAAAUAAAAGGAUGAAACAAUGAGAUGUGAGUGUUUUAAUGCUGAUCACACACACCAAAAAAGAAACAUGGGAGGGAUGGGGUGAAACUGGUCUGAAUGGUAAUAUGAAAAAAAUACAAGAUCUGUUUCAAGCACAGCAUAUGUUAACUUCAUAGGAUAUUGAUUUUCUUGAAUAUUUCUUAUGUGGAUUGACAAUGACCUACCAUUUUUUUGGAAUGUUUGUGUUGCUUUUUUUUCAUAUUUGAUACAAAGACUUUUUUAAAAAUAAAAGUUUAGUCAUUACAUAUUAUACAUUACACAUUUUCAGAGCAAAUUAAUUGAAUGUAAGAAGCUGUUAUGGUGUGUUCAUUUGUAGAUAUUUUAAAGUAUGUGCUGUUGGGAAAAGGGUGUGUGGAUGGAUGGAUGUGCUUACUGCAAAUGUGCACUUGCACAUACCAUAAAAUAUGUCUUCAGAUUUUCUUGUUUUGAUUUCUCUUUCUAGUUCAGUUAAUAGGCUUUAAUUUCUACCAUGUGUAAAAGUUCAUUGUUCCUCUUUAGGCUUUCACAUAUUGACUCAUUCAAAAUAUUGAAAUGUGCUUUUUGCAAGACCCAUUCACAGAUUAAAGAGUUUUGUACAUAUUUAUAUUAUCUGUUUGUCGUAACUCGCACUGUCAUGGUACAUGUGUACUAGUUAGCCUCGUUUCCAUGUCAUGAAAAGGAAGUUGUUUAAGCUGCAUUAAUAUUACAAUAAGUACUGGAGUGUGCCUAAGUAGGAGGAGACUCCUUUCCCUAUUUGUGUUUCUGUAAUCCAAGGAUUGUGGAUGAACAGUGACAGCGACUGAGGAGGAUUCCUGCCUGAGUACUGUGCAUUAUUGCAAAGUGAAUGAGGUCAAUAGCUACAAAUAAACUGAAAAAUAAUCUUAUCAUUAUCAAGUGACAUAAUCUUGAUAAAGCUGAGAACAAAGCAAGAUAAAGUACAAGUGCAUUUGAUGAUUUCAGAGUUGCUUGACAACCUGUGGGACAUCCAUUUAAGAAGAACUUUUAAUGAAUGAAAAGUAUAGCUUUCAAUAUUGUUUUCUGACUGUGGAUAAAGCAAACUUAAUGACUGGCAUGAUGUAUGUACAUGAACUGCUAUUUCUGUGGAUAAUACUGAUGCUUAUUCCAGUGAAAAGAAAAGUAUCAUAAUAAUAAUAGAAAAAAAAUAGUUAUGCGGUAAAACCUUUGUUCACUUAAGAAGAGGCUUGCUGGUUUCAGAUGUAAUCUUUUGAAUUUGUUAUUGAUUUUGUAAAUACAUUUUUAAGAUGGCAAUAUUGAAACCUUUAAUAAGUCGGCAGCCUCUUACCAUCUUAUAAUAGUUUGUGGCUGCUGUUUUCAGGGGAAUGACUUGUACCUUGCCAACGCAUACCUCAGUUGAUAGCUUGGUAUCUCAGAUUGAGAUAGACAUAAAGGUCUCACAUUUCAAGCAUACUAAUCUCAGUCAUUCGGAAUGUUUUGUCAGCUGUUCUUUCAAGUCGUCUUACUAGCAUCAUUCUGUAUUUCAAAUAUAAAUCUUAUCAUUAAAAGGACAUUUUCUAAUUAUU
Pomacea canaliculata is the source of this 2414-nucleotide messenger RNA. Its product is annotated as UBA-like domain-containing protein 2-A. Gene Ontology annotation, molecular function: protein binding. Lineage: Eukaryota; Metazoa; Mollusca; Gastropoda; Architaenioglossa; Ampullariidae. The coding region runs from base 101 to 502 and encodes 133 amino acids. The transcript is spliced from 3 exons. The record is from RefSeq and is a predicted model, not a curated record.